Messenger RNA from Erythranthe guttata (spotted monkey flower), 622 nucleotides. Its product is annotated as kirola. Gene Ontology annotation, biological process: defense response. The record is from RefSeq and is a predicted model, not a curated record. NCBI's taxonomy places the organism in Eukaryota, Viridiplantae, Streptophyta, Magnoliopsida, Lamiales, Phrymaceae.
AUGGGGCUAAGUGGUAAGCUGGUUUCCCAAAUAGACAUAAAAUCCGAUGGAGAUGUAUUCCACGAGAUUUUCAGAGAAAGACCACACCACAUAUCUGACAUGAGCCCCGCUCACAUUCAAAACUGCGAUCUACACGACGGUCAAUGGGGAACCGUCGGCUCCGUCAUCUACUUCAACUACACUCAUGAUGGUAAAGAGAGGGUGGCGAAAGAGAUAAUUGAGGCGAUAGAUGAGGAAAACAAGUCGGUCACAUUCAAGGUGAUUGAAGGGGAUCUGAUGGAGCUUUACAAGACGUUCAAACUGAUUGUUCAUGUUGACACAUCUGGGGAAGACAACCUCGUCACUUGGACUUUGGAAUACGAGAAACUGAACGAGGAUGUUCCAGAUCCGCACACUCUCAUGGAGUUUUGCCUUAAGGUCACUAAGGAUAUCGAGUCUCACCAUCUCACCGCCAGUGCUUAAUUAAUUAACAUUAAUGAUGCUAUGAAUAUAUGUGUGUAUGUAUUGUGUUGAAGUUAUGUACUUUGUGAUGUUAAUUUUAUUGUUAACGGAUGUUGGUGUCCCUAUCUUGUGCAAAGGUUAUGUACUUUGUGAUGUGAUCAAUAAAUGAGUCUUGCCAUCA